This is a messenger RNA of Spodoptera litura, 837 nucleotides long. RefSeq lists its product as uncharacterized. The record is from RefSeq and is a predicted model, not a curated record. Lineage: Eukaryota; Metazoa; Arthropoda; Insecta; Lepidoptera; Noctuidae.
UUAUGAAUUUUGAAUUCAAAAGAGUCGUUUUCGUUUGUUGUUGCAACAGUUCUAAUCAGUAAAAUAAAGUACAAAAACUAAAUAAAUAUCGACAAAAAUGGCUUCAGAAUCGAAAGAAACUUGGUUUCUGGAUAUUGUCGAGAAAUUGGACGGCUUCUGCAAACGUGUAGACGAAAAGAUCGAAAAAGAACAGCAACAAAUGAAAGCAUGCAAAAAGAAGACUGAAUUGGAAACUAAACUUGCACAAGAAAUGAAAUUACACAACGAGCUGACAGAGCGUCUCGCAGAGUUGGUGCGACGCGGCAGUGAGCUAGACCGAGUCUGUGCCACCUUCGAGUCACACCUCAGCAUCGCAGACAGCGAUAGAAAUAGAUUGGAUAAUGCCAAAGAGACGUACCAGCUUGCUAAGGAGCUGACAGGCAUCCGAUGGGACUUCAGUGCUCCACCCAAUGUGGCUAAAGGAUAUAUAAAAAGUGAAUCCCGCAAGUUACUCCAACCUAUAGAACUGGACAUGUCUAGUGGAGCCGACAGUGGAGCCCUGUGGGCACUGCUGCAGACCACCGCAGCGCCUGGCUGGCCGUUCCAGGGAGACAAAGAAAAUAGACCUUGUAACGAAGUUAAAUAAGAUAAAAUGUAAUUAUUAAGUUAUUUUAAGUGCCACUUCACUUUAGGACGUAGCAGCGCGACAGUAGCGCGGCAGAAGCACGUUCCUUCAAUGUUAUAGCGUCGCUGCCGCGCUACAGUUAAGUUCAGUGUAGCGCACUUGUCGUGGAGAACCUAUCGGGUUACCGGGUCUCCGGCUCGAAGUGCAGGAGAAGGAACGGGGUGGCUUUUAGU